Symphalangus syndactylus (siamang) is the source of this 1231-nucleotide messenger RNA. RefSeq lists its product as uncharacterized. NCBI's taxonomy places the organism in Eukaryota, Metazoa, Chordata, Mammalia, Primates, Hylobatidae. The record is from RefSeq and is a predicted model, not a curated record.
CCAAGAUGGUGGUGUUUAUCCAGGAUGGCGGUGUGUGUCCAACAUGGCGGUGUGUGUCCAAGAUGGCGGUGUGUGUCAAAGAUGGCCAUGCAUGUCCAAGAUGGCAGUGCUUGUCCAAGAUGGUGUGUGUCCAAGAUGGUGGUGCUUAUCCAAGAUGGCGGUGUGUGUCCAAGAUGGUGGUGCUUAUCCAAGAUGGCGGUGUGUGUCCAAGAUGGUGUGUCUCCAAGAUGGUGGUGUUUAUCCAGGAUGGCAGUGUGUGUCCAAGAUGGCGGUGUGUGUCCAAGAUGGCGGUGUGUGUCCAAGAUGGUGUUGUGUGUCAAAGAUGGCCGUGCAUGUCCAAGAUGGCAGUGCUUGUCCAAGAUGGUGUGUGUCCAAGAUGGUGGUGCUUAUCCAAGAUAGUGGUGUGUGUUCAUGAUGGUGUGUGUCCAAGAUGGUGGUGCUUAUCCAAGAUGGCAGUGCUUAUCCAAGAUGGCGGUGUGUGUCCAAGAUGGUGUGUCUCCAAGAUGGUGGUGCUUAUCCAAGAUGGCGGUGUGUGUCCAAGAUGGUGUGUCUCCAAGAUGGUGGUGCUUAUCCAUGAUGGCGGUGUGUGUCCAAGAUGGCGGUGUGUGUCCAAGAUGGUGGUGUGUGUCCAAGAUGGUGGUGUGUGUCCAAGAUGGUGUUGUGUGUCAAAGAUGGCCAUGCAUGUCCAAGAUGGCAGUGCUUGUCCAAGAUGGUGUGUGUCCAAGAUGGUGGUGCUUAUCCAAGAUGGCAUUAUGGGUCCAAGAUGGCAGUGUGUAUCCAAGAUGAUGGUGUGUGUCCAAGAUGGUGGUGCUUAUCGAAGAUGGCGGUGUAUUUCCAAGAUGGCGGUGUGUAUCCAAGAUAGCGGUGUGUGUCCACGAUGGCGGUGCUUGUCCAAGAUGGUGGUGCUUGUCCAAGAUGGUGUUAUGGGUCCAAGAUGGCGGUGUGUGUCCACGAUGGCGAUGCUCCUGCUCUGUGAAUCCAUCUAGUUAUAAAAGGAUGAGGGGUGGUGUGUUCUCUCCGGCCACUUUCUGCUGAGGGAGGUCGUCAUUAGGGGUCACCAAACACAGCCCUGGAGGGGAAGAGAUUGAUUUGUUCCUGGUAGCACUCUUUAUUUUGGGGCCUUCCAGGCAGCACCUGUUGAAACAUCUAGCUUUUAGUUCACAGGGCUUUAAGAACGCAGAACUUGGGUUUCAGAGGUUUUCAGUUAGGAAAAAUUGGAGAAAAAGAAAAA